This is a messenger RNA of Pygocentrus nattereri (red-bellied piranha), 7880 nucleotides long. It is a transcript of the gene hcn1, whose product is annotated as potassium/sodium hyperpolarization-activated cyclic nucleotide-gated channel 1. Lineage: Eukaryota; Metazoa; Chordata; Actinopteri; Characiformes; Serrasalmidae. The transcript has 9 exons. Bases 165 to 3008 code for a protein of 947 amino acids. Gene Ontology annotation, cellular component: membrane. Gene Ontology annotation, biological process: transmembrane transport; potassium ion transport. The record is from RefSeq and is a predicted model, not a curated record. Gene Ontology annotation, molecular function: voltage-gated potassium channel activity.
GAGAGAGAGAGAGAGAGAGAGAGAGAGAGAGAGUCUUCAGUGCUCCACCAGCAGCAGCAGCACCUUCAGCAGCUUCAGCCGCAGCAGCAGCAGCGCGUGGAGGCCAAUGAUAAGCGCGCGCUGCUGCUUCGCCUUCGUGUCCGCACCCCAGAGCUUAUGGGCACAUGGAGGAGGGCAUGAUGAAGUCCAACUCGUUCUCGAGCAGCAAGGAGGAGAAGGUGGAGGCGGACGGCAGGAACAGCGUGUUUCAGCGGCAGGACUCCACGCUGCUGAAGAAGAACAGCAGCAGCAGCGGCGGCGGCGGCGGCGGAGGAGGAGGAGGGAAUAACGCCAACGCCGCGGCUGGCAAGGAGCACGCCAACUCCGUGGUGGCCGGCGGGCUGAAAGCGGACCGCGAGGAGACCAUGCUGGGACUGGAGGACGUGGACCCCGUGGGCCGGCAGCACGGCUUCAUGCAGCGGCAGAUCGGAGCCAUGCUGCAGCCCGGAGUCAACAAGUUCUCCCUGCGCAUGUUCGGCAGCCAGAAGGCGGUGGAGAAGGAGCAAGAGCGCGUGCAGACCGCGGGCUACUGGAUCAUCCACCCGUACAGCGACUUCAGGUUCUACUGGGACUUGAUAAUGCUCAUCAUGAUGAUGGGGAAUCUAAUCAUCAUUCCUGUUGGAAUAACCUUCUUUUCUGAGCAAACCUCCACCACCUGGCUGGUUUUUAACGUAGCCUCGGACACCAUCUUCCUGGUGGACCUGGUCAUGAACUUCCGCACGGGCAUAGUGAAUGAGGAGAGCUCCGAGAUCAUCCUUGACCCCAAGGUCAUUAAGAUGAACUACCUGAAGAGCUGGUUUGUGGUGGAUUUUCUCUCCUCCAUCCCGGUGGAUUAUAUCUUUCUAAUUGUAGAGAAAGGCUUUGACUCGGAGGUGUACAAAACGGCUAGAGCGCUGCGAAUCGUCAGAUUCACCAAAAUCCUCAGCCUGCUUCGCCUGCUGCGGCUGUCCCGCCUCAUCAGAUACAUCCACCAGUGGGAGGAGAUUUUCCACAUGACCUAUGACCUGGCGAGUGCAGUGGUAAGAAUCUUUAAUCUGAUUGGAAUGAUGCUGUUGCUGUGUCAUUGGGAUGGCUGCCUGCAGUUCCUGGUGCCUCUGCUCCAGGACUUCCCUCCAGAUUGCUGGGUGUCACUAAACGGUAUGGUUAACGAUUCCUGGGGGAAGCAGUACUCAUACGCCCUUUUUAAGGCCAUGAGUCACAUGCUGUGUAUUGGGUACGGAGCUCGAGCACCUGUCAGCAUGUCCGAUCUGUGGAUCACCAUGCUCAGUAUGAUUGUGGGGGCCACCUGCUAUGCCAUGUUUGUGGGCCAUGCCACCGCCCUUAUCCAGUCCCUGGACUCCUCACGUCGCCAGUACCAAGAGAAGUAUAAGCAAGUGGAGCAGUACAUGUCCUUCCACAAGCUCCCAGCCGACAUGCGCCAGAAGAUCCACGACUAUUACGAGCAUCGCUACCAGGGCAAGAUCUUCGAUGAAGACAACAUCCUGAACGAGCUCAAUGACCCUUUAAAAGAGGAGAUCGUCAACUUUAACUGCCGUAAGCUGGUGGCCACCAUGCCUCUAUUCGCCAACGCUGACCCCAACUUUGUGACUGGAAUGCUCAGUAAGCUCAAGUUUGAGGUGUUCCAGCCCAAUGAUUACAUCAUCCGUGAGGGAACUGUGGGUAAAAAGAUGUACUUCAUCCAGCACGGCGUCGCCAGCGUCAUCACCAAACACAACAAGGAGAUUAAGCUCACAGACGGAUCCUACUUCGGAGAGAUCUGUCUGCUAACGAAAGGACGGCGCACAGCUAGCGUCCGUGCCGACACAUACUGCCGCCUCUUCUCUCUGUCUGUUGACCACUUCAACGAGGUCUUGGAGGAAUACCCCAUGAUGCGCCGCGCUUUUGAGACGGUGGCUAUUGACCGCCUGGACCGUAUCGCUAAUAAGACAAAUGCUGAUGAUAAGCCAGUUGACUGUGAGCAGUCAAUGCGAAGGAAGAAGAACUCGCUCUUGCUGCAGAAGUUUCAGAAGGACCUGAAUGCGGGCGUGUUCAAUACACAAGAGAACGAGCUGCUGAAGCAGAUCAUCCGGCAGGACCGGGAGAUGGUGAUGAUGGUGGACAGGAAGCAGUCCGUAACGGGUGCCAACUCGACACCGAUGUCUGGAAACUCCAUCAUUAGCUCUCCUGCUCAGCCACCAUUUCCUAUCACUAACAGCCAACUUCAGCAAGCCAUGACCUACAGCACUGCUGCAUCCAUCACCCCGGCUGCCCGCAUAGCUCAGGGCGUUGCUUUCUCUGCAUCUAGCGUUCCACCUGGAAACCUGGCCACUUCUUCACCAAACCCACCUACACCCUUGCAGCAGCAGCCGAGCGGCAUCAUGUCGCCUUGUUCGUUUACUGCAGCUGUCUGCAGCCCUCCGGUCCAGACGCCCUUGGCUGGCCGAACGUUCCAGUAUGGCUCACCCACAGCCUCGCAGCUCUCCUUGGUACAGCCAUCCAUUCCCCAGCAGUCCAUAGCAACGCAGCAACAACAGCAGCAACAGACGUCCCAGCAGCCUCAGCCUCAACAGGCUUCUCCCCAAAGAAGCGAAGUCCACAAGAGCACACAGGCACUUCAGUCAGGAAGCCUUAGCCGAGACAUUCGCCACCUUUCAGCCUCCCAGCCUUCUCUACCCCAUGAAACUUCGCUACCUGUCCGGCCACACCCAUCCUCUGGCGAAUCCUUGGCUUCCAUCCAGCCCCCUGCAGGUCCAGCCCAAGCCCAGGCCCAAGCCCAGCCUGUCCAGGCUGCACCACAAAGUGGCAUCCGCACCACCGUCCCCCAGAGGGUGGCCCUCUUCCGCCAGAUGUCAUCAGGAGCUUUACCGCCGGUGCGUGCGGCGCCCUCUAGCAUCCAGCACAGGGAUCCCACAGGAUCCAGAAGAGAAUCGGCAGUCUUGAGCAGUACAGAGACCGAACAAGACAAGAUGCGAUUCGCAUCAAAUUUAUGAUCCCGUUCUUUUUUUGAUUUGAUUUUUCUUUUGUUCCUUGUUUAUUUAUUUUUUUUAAUGAUUUGUGCUUCAUUUUUAUGGAGAAAAUGGGAAAAAGAGACUCAAGUAUUUUUGUUUUUCUCCGACUCUCUAAAAGAUAACCUCAUAGAUUAUCCUGUACAGAUUACCCUUGUAUUAUAUUUUAGACAUUUCCCCUUCAACUUAAGAAUGUAUAUUAUACAAAUAUAUAUGUGUAAAUCCAACUAGAAUACUUGGCAUUGACUAUAUGAAAAAGACAGAAACAGUAGUAUAAAUGCAAGUCUUCCUUUCUCAUAUAUAUGACUAACAUGUCGAAGAGGAUUUCCUUUUUUUUCUUGGCUGGUUUAAAUUUUUGUUGUUUUUUUUUUUUGUAACUGGAAUGCAAUGUGAAACCUGACAGUGACUUUUUGAAUUUAUUUAUUUAUUUUUUACUCAGAGAAGAUGACAAAAUGAGAUCAGCAUUCAGCAGCUUUUGGCAUCACUGUGGAAAACCUACACGCAAACAAUACUGGAAACCACUGAAACCACUGAAAGAAAAAAAGCACAUUCGUCAACACAACACCAGAACACACAGAACAUGCAUUCUUGGGAAAUGUUUGUUGGACCACAAUAUGGGCAAUAAUGCGGGUAAAAAUACAGGCGGAAUUACCCUCUGCAAUACUUUCUGAAGUCCAGUAACUGGUGUAGUGUUAAGACCGAGGCAGUGUUAUGGGUUCAAAGGGAAUAAAUCUUGCAUUUGCUGCUUUUUUUUCUUUUUAUUUCACUCCUUUUCUUUGUUUUUAAAGACUAAGUGUGGUUGCAGUUGGAUGUUAUUGGAUGAUGUUAUUUUCUACUCCUAAUUUCUGACAGAGAUGGACACAAAGAAAUGUUGUUUAAUGACUAUGUGUACAUUUAUAAUAUUUAUAAACUAAAGAUUAUCACCAUUAUGCAAUAGACUGUGAUAUAAAGACAAACUAUAUGUGUGUUGUAAAUAGUUUUGUAGAUCUAGUAUUUACAGAAUAACGUGUGGUGCAUUCUCAAUCAUGGCAAUGUCUUACUUCUGUCUGAAGCCUGGAUAUCACCUACAUAUACAUAUAUGCAUAUGUACUAAAAUAAGUGAUGAAACCACAGAUUAUCAUUAUCAUUAUCAUUAGAGAUAAGCAAACCUUAAUGCAAAUAAUGGCAUAAUACUGUAGUUAGUACAGAAUAAAAAUAUCUAUAGAUAAAUAAAUAUUAAAAUGACCCUGGGGUGAGCUGUUGAAGCUUAAGGGUAAACUAAUUAGAAUUAUUAUUAUAGUGAUGAUCUGGAUAAGAAGACAUCGCUGCAAUUCAAACAGUGAGAGGAGAAAAGUUUGUGUAGACGGAACAUUUUGGAAAUGCACAUUUAUUUCAUGUGUUUGUUCCCCAAUGGCCCCUAUAUUUCUAAAAAAAUAUAACACCCCAAGGAGUAUCAUUAAUAUACAUGUACAAUAAGACCUUAUCAUUACUGUAAAACGCACAAAGCUGAAAAGUGCACCCACUCAGUAAAUAAUCUUUCUGUGCAUUUUUCUAUUUUAUGUUAAAAUCAGUAUUAUGCUUGAGCAGUUGACACAUAUUGCUAUGCAGUAACGCCCAAACAUAGUUAUGUUUGUCUUUGUUUUUCUCACAUUCAAAUAUGUAGGAUAAGAGCUCACGCUACAUCUUUCGACUAAGACUGCCCUUUCUCUGCCUUUUUUAACCCAUAUAAUUUAUCAGUUUUGUGUUAUUUAUUCUUUCUUUUCACCUUUGUACAGUUUACAAGAACCAGCAUCAACCAUUUCAGCAUUUUCCCAAGAUCACAACUUUUCCUUGAAGAGAAUGAGUGGACAAAUGAAUCCAUCUCAGCCACGCUGCUGGCACUGUGAACACAGAAUGAAAUGUCCAAACUGGUAUUACUUGCACUGUAUAUGGAUCUGUUGUUGUUGUUCUUGUUGUUGUUGUUGUUUUUAACAGUAAGAAUCGACGAGUCACAUUUGAGUCACACAAUGUAGAGUCUGUCUGUUGUUGGAUGAAAUAUUGAGCAGAAAUCUCUAUUCCAGUUUAGAUAUCUUAAGGAGCAAAAUGUAACGCUGUUUUGCAUUAAGGUUUCUCUCUUAUGUGUAUGCCUGUGUGUAUGUAUGUGUGUGAAUUUGUCCUGUGUGGGGCUUGAGACUCUGAUUGACUGGGUCUGUCAUAACUACUGCACAGCUGUACAAGUUUUUUUUGCCUGUGAUUUCAUUCAUUUUUACAAGCACCUCCAUAAAUAUGAAGAAAAUCUUCAUCUACCAAGCUACCAAGCUAACUCACCCGACCUAACAUAAAGAUGAAAGAUAGUUAAGCCAUCUUGUUUUUGCCUCCUGAAAAUAUGAAGAAAACUCCUUGAUUUUGGUCCAGUUAGCAGGCUACGUAACUCACCAAUAAUACACAGUGGAAACAUAAACUGGAGAUUUAAGAUUCAAUUUUGAAACUGGACGAUGUGAUUUUGAAGCUAGACAAUGCUAAAAUGAUCUCUUUUAAGCUAGCAUGACUGCAGCUUGAGUCAGUUGGUAAAGCAAGCAACUAGGAAAAAUGCCUCUGUGAUACACACUGUCUGAAAAAACCUGUCAUUUCAGACCCAGAACAGAGUUUCAAGCCCUCUGGAGAAAACUAUGGUACUUCACAUACCCACAUGAGUCAAUACUGUACUAACACAAACCCAGGCCACCUCCUCUUACAAGCAUGCAUUGUCACAAAUACUUAAAAGAGAAGCUAUUUAAAAAUGUUGACGUUUUAAAUGUAUUGUGAGAUUAAUUUUUUUGUUCGUUUCUUUUUACUGUCUGCCUAGACGUUAUCUGUGCGUGUAUCAGAAGCAUUGAACUUUCACAAAAAGGACAUUCUUAAGUAUUUGUGCCUAAACUAUAGCCAUAUUUCACCCUGUAUGUUUUUUCUUUGUUUGUUGUUGUUUUGAUCUUUGGAGCGUGGGUCAUGCGCCUGCAUGCUGUGGUACAUGCAUGUGCAUAGAUGACUGUGUAAUUGUUCUGCGUUUUCCGAAGAUGAUGUUAGUGAUGAAGAUGGCCAAAUGCUUCAGAGUAAGAGGAAUCAUGGGACACAUGGUCCAACCGUGCUGGACGGCCAGACGUUCUGUCACAAGCUUAGAUAAGCCGAAGUGCUAUCUGUUCACUUUUAAGGAAAGCCCUACAAGAUCUGCAUUCAUUUUUCCAGGGGUGGUUGUGUAAUAAUGUUUAGUUAAAUUUAAUUGGCUAAAUGGUUCUUGAUGAAACACUGCAGUAGUUUCCUGAGAUUCCUACAAAUAGCCCAGACUGAAAGAUCACAGCCUGGAUGUUCAUGUCAAUCCAAUACUGUUUGUAUAAGUAAGGAUAAAAAAUAAUUUUAUAUGUAAAAAAAAAAAGAGACGUUUACAUGUAACAGUUUAAUUUUUAAUAGUUCAAAUUUAGAAUUUAAAUGAACAUUGAAUUAGAAUCAAAAUUUCAUUCACAUUAAAGUUAAAUUGCUCCUUCUUUUAACAUAAAUUAACCUAAAUUGGGAUAAGUCACACAUUCUUACAUGCUAGACUUUAACUUCAACUUUUUUAUGCCAAAAUUUUUUUCAUUAGUAUUUUUUACUUGUUUAGAUUGAAUUUCUCAUAUCACUGUGUAUAAAAGCUAACACAUAGGCCUGUGUGCAGCCACACUCACUAACAAUAACAACACAGCACUUGACAAUGUCUCUUAACUGGUUUUAGAUCAAAACCACUGAUUUAAUUGGUAAUUGCUUAAAUAACAGACCUCUCCAGGUCUAGUAGGGCUUUCAAACCAUGUAAACUGCAAAUGUACCGUAAGUCUAAGAUGGCUGAAUGCAUUGACAUUGUAGGAAAUCCAGAGCACCUUUGUAACUUUCGUUAUAGCCACUGAUGAUGACGUUUGGUUGGAUAUGUUAUUGUUUGGAGCAAAACUGGCCAAAGCAAAAUAUUCUUAGAAACUUUGUGUUUGAAUUGCACUUUCUGAUAAUAAAUAAAUAAAGAGAGAGAGAUGGAGAGAGAGAGAGGUCUAUAGAUGCAGACAUAUCGUUCUGCAUUUCCAUUUAGUUGAAGUUGAUAGAGUACUAUGGAGAUAUGUCUUGUAGACUCAAGUUCUGAUGCACCUUUUAUUGGGGUCAGAGGGUAGCUGUGUUCCAACAUAGUGCUUAUCUCUUGCUAUGCCAUAGUGUAUAGAGUCUCGUAUACAGUUACGAUGGUCAGCAGAACUCUAUGUGUCUGCUAUUUUUGAUACUGCACUUGCCUUCGGAAGGGAACGCUUCCUGAUUUCAGUGUGCUUUUUGCUCUCAGCUCUAAACUCAGCUCGCUUUUCCGGAGGGAGGGACACACGUACGGCGCUAAAUACACGUUUGCAGUCACUCGGUUUGGAGGCAUUCAAGAAACCAGCACAUGUAUUUGUAUAGUUUGUUUUCCCUUGGUUUUUGUUCUGUGUGAAUGACAAUAAAAGAUGCAAAAGAGAACAAAGAAACAGUGCUUCGAAUAAAAGGGAAGAAAAAAAUACAAAACGUUUUGGUUUACAGUCUCCUGGAUGCAGACGAGAUUUACUGUUUAAUAUGUUUACCUGCACUCCGCAUGAUGGAAAGAAGGGAAAACGCUGCAAGCUACAAGCUCUUCUUAAAGUCAGCUGUUCUGUUCAUUGUGUUCAUACAUGUAAACCAAGGCUUGGUUUGGUUUAGAAAAAAUAAUAAUAAUAACAAUAAUGAUAAUUAACAGAAAAAGAGAAAUUAGUGGGUUAUCUGAUCUGGAAAGAAAAAUGUAUACUUUCUUACAACUUUAUGCAGACAAACGGUGGUUUGUCAAAAUUCUUUUGUUUGUUGUUUGUAAAUAAUAAACCUUUAAAAUAUAGAGAAAAAAAAUAAAAGAAA